This is a messenger RNA of Sorghum bicolor (sorghum), 1110 nucleotides long. Its product is annotated as protein FAR-RED IMPAIRED RESPONSE 1. Bases 1 to 1110 code for a protein of 369 amino acids. Gene Ontology annotation, molecular function: zinc ion binding. The record is from RefSeq and is a predicted model, not a curated record. The transcript has 4 exons. Lineage: Eukaryota; Viridiplantae; Streptophyta; Magnoliopsida; Poales; Poaceae. Gene Ontology annotation, biological process: regulation of DNA-templated transcription.
AUGCAGCUGAUGAGCGAGUUCUAUGGCUCAGCACAGCUGGUGCCAUAUGACGGCAAACAAGUGUCAAACUUCCGCUCCACCAUCCACAAGACAGAAAAAUUCAAAGAUAUGCAGGAAACUUUGGAUUACUUCAGAGCAUUGAAAGAAGAAGACCCUGAAUUCUUCUACAAGAUCAAACUUGAUGACAACCAUAGGGUUGAGAACCUGUUUUGGGUUGAUUCAGCUACAAGGUGGCAUAUCAUGGACAAGUUUUCAGGCACAAUUGGACCGAUCCUUGCUAAAAAUGAUGAGCUGAAUGAGGAGUUUGUGGAUUGCUUAAACCACACUAUAAGCCCAGAAGAUUUUGAGUCAAAGUGGGAUACUAUGUCGACUCAAAGGAGCGAGGGGUUCAAUGCUUUGUUGAAGAAGUAUGUGAACCCAAACUUGUCAGUGCUACAGUUUGUGAGGCAGUACCAGAAAAUACAAGAAAAGUGUCUGGUUCUCCAAAGAGUUUUUCUCUCCAAAGAGUUUGAGAAAACUGCAGAAUAUGAUGUGAAGCCUGUAGGGCAGUUCCAAUAUUGGUUGGAGCCCAAUAAUAGCUUUGUUUUUGGGUAUGGAAAAAGGAACUAUCUUGUUACAGCAAUAGAAGAGGAUGAAAGCUAUUGCUGCGAGUGCAGCAAGUUUGAUAGGGAUGGAAUCAUUUGCUAUCACAUUAUGAGAGUUAUGGUCAGAAUGGGUGUGGAAUUAAUACCAGAAAGGUACAUCCUUAAAAGGUGGACGCAACAAGCAAUUGCUAGUGAUACUAAUCAGGUCCAAAAUCUGAAUGCACCAGUGGGACUUGUAGCCCGUGGGAUGCCAUUGACUAGUGAGAAAACUUUGAGAUUGACCAACGCAACCACCGCAUUUGUAGCAAUAGCAGUGGAAGGUUGUACAAAUGAUGAAAACUAUGCUAUUUUGGAGAAGCACAUUAAGGAGAUGCGAUCUGAAUUCGAAGAAAUUAAGAAAAGGACGAUGGCAAAUAGGCAAAACACUAGUGGUGCAAAAGGUGGUGCUACAGAAGGUGCACAAAAUGGUACAGGUGUCUCUACUCUAACUGGACCUUCAUUGCAAACUGCAGCUUUAAAAAACUAG